UCCCGGCUCCCGCCCUCCCCCGCGCGGAGGAGAUGGGCGAACCCGUCGAGGACGGCGCAGCAGCUUCUUCUUCUUCUUUCUCCUCCCGCUCGUCCUCGUCCGGCGCCGAUGAGGGCGCGUUACAGGAACCGCUUCGCGGGUACGGAGCGCGCGCGCCGCCUGUCGCCGGCGUCGUCAAGCCGAUACCGCGGCGGCUCUGGGCGGCGGUGCGCGCCCGCGCGCCAAGGCUGCGCUACGCGUGCGAGAACGCGGCGGGGGAAUUCGUCGCGUGGACCAGGCAGGGCGGCGCGCCACGCGCUCUCCUCGUCGUGUCGGUCGGAUCCGUGGCGCUCCCAGCGCUAACAGGCCUCCUGAUCGUCGUCGUCUUCGUGGCGGCGGCGGCGACCAACGCCGUCGUCUUCUCCGUCCUGGUGUCCAUGACCGCCGCCGGGGGGUUCCUGGCCGUGCUGCUGGCUCUCCUGGCCGCGGCGUAUGCCUGCGCCCUGUCAGCUGCCGUCUUUGUUAUCUCUGCCACGACCAUCGCAACCAUCAUCGCCGUCACGAUUGCAACUGGCUGGGCUGCAUUCUUCUGGGUUCUUUGGUUUGCCGCCAGAGAAUGCCUGAACCUGACGACUAAGCGAUGGACGACCGGCGCGACAAUCCCGUGAUCUGAGCAUGUGUAUGAAACUAAUUUAUGCGGACUCAAACACACACUGAAGUGCAUGCUAGUUUUUUUUUUUUGGUCCAAAACAAAUGUUAUGUAACCUCUACCAUCUAUCUAACUUCUGAAGCAGAGGCUAAUUUAAGCGCUUUAUUCAGGAUUCGAGUACAAGAUUUAUAUUUU
Messenger RNA from Setaria italica (foxtail millet), 823 nucleotides. RefSeq lists its product as uncharacterized. The record is from RefSeq and is a predicted model, not a curated record. NCBI's taxonomy places the organism in Eukaryota, Viridiplantae, Streptophyta, Magnoliopsida, Poales, Poaceae. The coding region runs from base 33 to 647 and encodes 204 amino acids. The transcript has 3 exons.